Molecule: messenger RNA, 1923 nt
Organism: Punctularia strigosozonata HHB-11173 SS5
Lineage: Eukaryota; Fungi; Basidiomycota; Agaricomycetes; Corticiales; Punctulariaceae
Exons: 9
Coding region: 1-1923 (640 amino acids)
Cellular component (GO): cytoplasm
Source: RefSeq, a predicted model, not a curated record
AUGGGCAAUCGCGAGUCGACCGCGAACGAUGAGGGUCCAGGCGGGGAAAUUGAGCAAGUCCAGGAUUACUAUGCCUUGCUGGAGGUCGAGGAAACCGCGACCGCAGACGAGAUCAAGCGAUCCUUCCGCCGACUGGCCCUGAUCCACCACCCGGACAAGAACCCGAACGACAACGAGGCCGCGACCAAGCGCUUCGCGGCGCUGCAGCAGGCGUACGAGGUCCUCAGCGACGAGCAAGAAAGGGCUUGGUACGACGGCCAUCGCGCGUCCCUCGUACCGGAGCCCGAUGCGAACGCCGUCUUCGAGGACAUCAAGAGGGGCGCGCCCCCACCGCGAUCACGCGACAGAGGUCUCACCGUCCGCCAUCUCGCUCCAUUCUUCGAUGCCUCUAUCUGGACCCAUCUCGAUGACAGUGAGAACGGCUUUUUCACGAUCUACCGCAAUCUCUUCCAGAGGCUCGCGCACGACGAGUCACAGUACAAUGAUGCCGUCCUCCCUUCUUUCGGCUACGCCAACUGGCCGUGGACCCCCUCCGACAAACACGACACACAGAACGCGAGGUCCUUCUACGCGUACUGGAUGAACUUCGCCACCGAGAAGGACUUUGCUUGGGUGGAGCAAUGGAAUCUCAACGAGGCUCCCGAUCGCCGCGUGCGCAGGAUGAUGGAGAAGGACAACAAGAAAGCCCGGGACGACGCCCGGAGGGAAUACAACGACACCGUUCGCCCUCGUUAUCGUACCCUUGCGCAGUUCGUCCGGAAACGUGACCCGCGAUACAAGGCCCACCUCGCACAGCAGGCGGCGAUAUCACAGGUCCGAGCGUCGGCCGUUGCCCGGUCAGGCCCCGGAUCAGGCGCGGCCACGCCGUCGUCACGUCACGCCCAAUCGCCGCCGGACUACGUCGAGCAGGACUGGCAGAAGAUCGACGACGCGCAGACGCGGCUCCACGCGGACCUCGAGUGGGCCGUCGCGGAGGGCGUGGACGAGGAGGAGUGGGAGUGCGUCGCGUGCGGCAAGUCCUUCCGGACGGAGGCCGCGUGGGACAGCCACGAGCGCAGCAAGAAACAUCUCCGGGAGAUCGAGCGUUUGAAGCGCGAAAUGGAGAUGGACGACGAGCAGCUGGGUCUCGCGGGUGAUGAGCACGGAGAGGGCGAGAACGCGGACGCAAGGCAGAACGGGGGAAGCAUCGCCGGGGGCGAGAUCUCCGAUGACGGCGAUCUCGAAACCGGCCAGAACGCCGAGACAGAGAAUGAAACGCCCAAAGGCCCGUCCAGGCCGGACGGUCUUCCUGAGCCUGACUGGGAAUCCAGAACGGGGAGGGCAAAGGAAAGCUCGCCGAACGGUGCUGCGACGUUGCGCGCAGCGGCAUCGUCGCCACCGCCCUCCUUACCUGACGACGAGGACGAUGAAACAGAGAUCGGUCAUGAUCCAAACCGCACGAGCAGGAAGAAAAAACGCGGCAAGCCCAUACCGCAAAGCAAACAAGAUGCCGAGGUGCUCAGCAAGAGCGAACGACGAGCGAGGAGGCUGCAAACGUUCGAAAAGGAAGGCGUGUCGCCAAGCGACCGCGAAGGCGACGGCGCGACGAAAUCGGCUCAGCGACACGGCGUCACACCCACAGAAGACGACGGCGACGAUCACCCAGCCCCUGGUGCAGCACAGGCGGGUACGAUAGCAGAUGCGGACCCGAAUACCACCAACGCGAAACCCGAGCCGUCCAAGCGCGAGAAAAGGCGAGCACGGGAAGCUGCGAAGAAAGCGAAAGAAGAGGAGGAAGGAGGUCCUGACCAAGCGGUGAAGUGCAAUGUGUGCCGGGAAGAGUUCCCGAGCAAGACGAAACUCUUCGCGCACGUACGGGAAACAGGCCACGCGGCCGCCGCUCCGCUGAACGGACGGAGCCAGAAGGGCAAAAGCAAGCGAUGA